ACGUAUGAGUGCUCAUGUAGGAGUGGCCUCUCACAGUGGAUGGCUUCCCCCUCGCGAGCCGGACGACGCUAACAAGGUUUUCCCCAACACGACGAGGGGACUCGGGUGAACUAUCACGAUGAGACCACCAUCAGCCUGGACUUCACUGGUUCUCUUCUUUGUUAUUCAGGGGACAUGUAGAGCUUGCACAGUGAAGAAAUUGGGCAGCAGCACCGGCCGAUUCGCCAACGCCACAUUGGUACGUCUCUCCGAGUUUUUGAGCGCGGGCUACAAGAAAGGGGUGCGACCGGUCAAAGACUGGCGGACGUCCACCCUGGUUGCCAUCGACCUGAUGGUUUACUCCAUCCUCAAUGUGGAUGAGAAGAACCAGGUUUUGACAACAUAUGUGUGGUACAGACAGUCCUGGACAGAUGAAUUCCUCGUCUGGAAUCCCGACGACUUCGACGAGGUCAAACAAGUUUCCAUACCAACCGCCAACGUGUGGGUGCCGGACAUCCUCAUCAAUGAGUUCGUCGACGUGGGGAAGUCUCCUGACAUACCGUACGUUUAUGUGACCCACGACGGGUUGGUGCGCAACUAUAAACCCAUCCAGGUGGUCACCGCCUGCACGCUCAACAUCUACAACUUCCCAUUUGACGUCCAGAAAUGCAGCCUGACAUUCCAGAGCUGGCUCCAUACAAUUGAUGACAUCAACAUCACGUUGAUGCGCAGCCCCGAGGAGCUGAGGGAGGACAAGAGCGUCUUCAUGAACCAAGGAGAGUGGGAGCUGCUGCACAUUCUGUCCAACUACAAAAUCUUCAGUGUGGACAACGAUGACUAUUAUGCCGAGAUGAAGUUCCAUGUUGUGAUCCGUCGGCGGCCGUUAUUCUACACGGUCAACCUGUUGCUGCCCAGCAUCUUCCUCAUGGUGAUGGACAUCGUGGGCUUCUAUCUGCCACCUGACAGUGGCGAGAGAGUUUCCUUCAAGAUCACCUUGCUGCUGGGAUACUCCGUCUUCCUCAUCAUUGUGUCCGACACUUUGCCCGCCACCGCCAUUGGAACGCCACUGAUAGGUGACCGCUACCCGCAUGUCCAGGGCCCAUGUUGUUGGAUUCUGCCUGUUUCACUGAUAUUCUUCCGUCUUGUCGGUGCCGUAGGCGUGUAUUUCGUGGUUUGCAUGGCGCUCCUGGUGAUCAGCUUGACGGAAACGGUGCUGAUUGUGCGUCUGGUCCACAAGCAGGACCUGCAGCCCCCGGUGCCCCACUGGCUGAGGUACCUGGUUCUGGAGAGAGCUCCGGCCCUCUUCUGCAUUUACAAGAAGCACCGGCUGUGCUCCAGACUGUCCUCACAAGACUCCGAUAUGGAUGACUACAAGGACAACAAUUAUGGGACUGCUCAGUGUACGCUCCAUCACACCUGCGAGAUCGGCCGGCAGCACGAGAGGGAGGCGGCCCUGCUGGGUCGGGCCCUGCCGCCCUCCAGGGACCCGUCGUCGCCCGUCGUGAGCAACAUCCUGCAAGAGGUCACGGCGAUACGCAACUUCCUGGAGAAACGGGAUCGUGGCAACGAGGUGGCCAAGGAGUGGCUGCAGGUGGGCUACGUUCUGGACGUGCUGCUGUUCAGGGUCUACCUGGUGGCCGUGGUAGCCUACAGCAUCACGCUGGGGACGCUGUGGUCCGUCUGGCAGGUGGCCUGAGCCCAGAAUGUCGUGGUCGCUCCGUGGGAAGUGGAAAUUACACAGCAGUGGGCUAAAGUUUGGAGACACUUGCAUGGUAAACCCAACAGGUAGUGAGUCCAUGGAGCCAAUUGGGUUUCCCAAAAAAUGAUGCUGAAACAAAAGACUAGUUCAGGUUUAGCAAGUUCCGUGAAGGCCGUGUGCGGCUUUUCUGCACCAGCUUUGGGAUGUUCACAGAGAUCAAGCUUCACUGAUUCAUACACAAUUAUUAUGGUUGACUUCAUAAGAGAUUAUAAAAGAUAACAGCAAAUAUGCAUAUUUAACCAACCUAUUAGGUUCGUUUCUCUGGAACAGCAAUAAUGUUCCUGGGUCAAUUUGAAUGUGUAAUUAUACAACAGUGUCAGAAUUUAUUUUUAUUUUAAUCCCAAUAAUCAUAGUUAAUAUGUCACUACUAACCAUGUCAUUGCAAAUACGUGAAAUGACAGACAUACAAUACAGCAUGUAUAUACUCAAAUUUUGGUUUUGGUGGUUAAUUUAGCUACUGUAUGUACUGUACAAAAAAUAAAUAAAUAAAUAAAUAAAAAUAAAUAAAAAAUAAAUAAAUAUAUAUAUAUAUAUAUAUAUGAAUAAAAUGUACUGGCAAUGAUGACAUGAUUUUGAACUGCCAGCAUUUGCCCACUUGGAAUUCAUGAAUUCAUUCAUAAAAACAAAAUCAAUACUCACUAAACUCCCUAUACAUUUUUAUGACGUCAAAAGGGUACAUUAUCUAUGCCCAAAUCAUUUAUGGAUCGUGUAAUGGACAAAAUGCUAUAACCAUGUAAAGACCUGACAAGGGUCAUGACGUAUUAUGCAGGAGUGCGUGCUGGUAAUGCUGUAGUUCUUACAAAAUGCCAGAAGGGGCCGCUGUGCACUAUCACAUUGAAGCCUUUCGAAAUCGAUGAGAAACUGGGCUGGCAGGAUUAUAGAGAGUUGACACAGAUUUAUUUAUGAUCUUUUUGUCCAAAUGACUAAAUGAAUUGAAUUGAUUUCAGUGUGCAGUGUAUCAAUAAAUAUGACACGUGUAAAUGUAUGGCGUGUGUCAUUUCCACAAACUGAGCAACAACAGCAGUGAAGCUAACCUUGGUUGGAUUAGCAGUGCUGGGAUAACACUUCAAUUAUUUAAUAAACCAGAUAAUGGGACAAAUUUAAAAAUCCUGUUGUUCAACUUCAGUUACUCAACAGUCCAAGGUCUCUGUUGUCAUAUUUUGCGCUUCAUAAUACGCCACACAUUUGCAUUAACCUACGGCUUUCACUUUGCACGGUCGAGUUUGAACUUGCAAUUUUGGAUGUUAACUAACUGACAAUGGUUUUCUGAAGUGUUCCUGAGCCCACAUGGCAAUUUCCUUUACACGAAGAUGCCGGUUUUUAAUGCAAUGCCGCCUGAGGGAUCGAAGGUCACGGGCGGUCAAUGUUGCUUUUUGGCCUUGCCGCUUAAAUGCUCCAAAUUCUCUGAAUCUUUUAGUGUUAUCAUGGACCGUAGAUGAUGAAAUCUCUACAAACCUUGCAAUUGUACAUUGAGAAACUUUGUUCCUAAACUGUUAGACUAUUUAUCGUUCACAACGUGGUGAACUUUACCUCAUUCC
Molecule: messenger RNA, 3276 nt
Organism: Phyllopteryx taeniolatus (common seadragon)
Lineage: Eukaryota; Metazoa; Chordata; Actinopteri; Syngnathiformes; Syngnathidae
Gene: htr3a
Product: 5-hydroxytryptamine (serotonin) receptor 3A
Exons: 8
Coding region: 119-1675 (518 amino acids)
Biological process (GO): nervous system process; chemical synaptic transmission; regulation of membrane potential
Cellular component (GO): synapse; neuron projection; postsynaptic membrane
Molecular function (GO): neurotransmitter receptor activity; extracellular ligand-gated monoatomic ion channel activity; transmembrane signaling receptor activity
Source: RefSeq, a predicted model, not a curated record